CUACAAAGAAAUAUCACCAUGUCAUCUCGUACAGCAGCACCGACGAUCCCGUCGUUGAAACAGUCUUUCAUCACCAGCCAAACAACACUUCUUUCUCAGCCUCUCGCUCCAUCCCGCUCAUGGCAAGAAACCAACGACGCGUCAGAUGAGGCUAUCCCCGAGCGCGUUGUUCAAGAAGUCCUAUAUAAUCUCAACCACACUAUCCAGCAACAUUGUCGUCGCGUGUACCCUCCGCAGGCUAGUCGCAAUAUUGCUGAGCAGAUCAAUGAUGUGUAUACUAAGGAUGCUGAGCGGAAGGUGGGGGGUCCAACUGAUACUGAGGGCGGCAUUGGCAGAGAGCUAGACUUGACCCAAAAUGAAGCUAUAGAAGCGCUGCCCGCUUCCUGGCACUUGGAAAAAGACAUCAACGACCAUCCCAUGGAGACUAAGCGGUAUGCAGACGCUGUUCAACAACUCACUGAACUCAACGACCAGCGCAAGCAACUUCGAGAGCAAGUCGCACGCUUGAAGCGUCUUCAAUCUAUCGUUGAGCCACUUCAGACAGAUGAAAAUGGUGCCGGUAUUCAAGAGAAUCUACUCACUCGAAACGGACCCGUUGAGAAGGAGCUCGAGAGAAUGAGAAUCUUAUUGGCGAGAGUUGGUGGCCGUGUGCUUUCGCUGCCUGAGGAAGCUCCGAAUGGUGAGGCGAAGGAAGUCAGCUUGACUGAGAUGGGUGCACAAGGACGCAAGAGACGUGUUGAUCAGUUUCUUGCUGAUGAUAAAGUGUUUCCGUCAUGAACGUGCAUUGAGAACUGGUCACGCCAAAUCUCUCAGUCCGAUGACAGGCCAUAACCAAAGUUUCUCAUAAUGUGCGGCCAUGGUAAAUGCGUCUGUAUCCCGCAACAUAGGUCACUUGUCCACUAUCUCGCACAUCGCGUUGUCGGGUUCGGUGGAUCAUCGCCGUCUGAAGUGAUGCCAGGUGCUUCACAGGGAGGUGCGCCCAUUACACGCGGAAGAGCGAGGUCAAGCAGAGUCUAACCAACAUGAGAGAAGCGAGCUUUAAC
Molecule: messenger RNA, 1043 nt
Organism: Fusarium oxysporum Fo47
Lineage: Eukaryota; Fungi; Ascomycota; Sordariomycetes; Hypocreales; Nectriaceae
Product: kinetochore Sim4 complex subunit Fta4
Exons: 2
Coding region: 19-777 (252 amino acids)
Cellular component (GO): Mis6-Sim4 complex
Source: RefSeq, a predicted model, not a curated record